UUUUCUUAUUAAUUACAAAACAUUCCAUUUCUUUUUUCAAUUGUUUUUAAUGGUUUUCAGAAAUUAAAAGCCCAACACAUUUGCUUCUGUCCAACUAAACAAAACAACCCAAUAAUUUAAAAAUUUAAAGUCAAAGAAGCCCAACAAUAUUUUCUUUAAAAAAAAUUAUAAGUCAAUUUAAAUACAUAAUUAUUAUUUAAUAUUUAUGUAAUUAUAAUUUAAUAUUUAUGCAUUAUUUAAAAAUAUGUAGAAUGAAAAACGUAAUGUCUAUUACAUUUUUCAUAUAAUAUUUAAUUAAUAAGUUAAAAUUGUAAAUAAAUAACCUUAGCAAAUAUAUAAUCACAAUAUGAUUAAAUUUAUUGAGUAGAAGUUUGCACAAAUUAAUUAGUACACAAAUUUAUUAUUAUAUAAUAAAAAUAAAGAAGACAAUAUUAUAAAAAAAUUACUAUAAACAAAUAUAAAAUCUAUUAAAAUAUAAAUUAUAAAAAUAUUUAUUAAUUUAAAUGAAAUUUUAAUAAGAAAUGAUUCUGCGCUUUGAAAGCGCGGGUCAAAAUCUAGUUACUUAAUUAAAUCUUAUACUAAUUCAAUUCUAUGUGUAAACAUAGAAUUCCGUGUCUACACUAUAACAUUUUAUUUCUAUUUGACCAAAUGGUUACUUUUUUUUUUCUGUCACAGACCAAAUGGUUACUUAAAUUUAGAAUAUUAUAAGACUAACCAAUGAAAUUUAAACCAUUUUACAAUCUCUAGCUAAGUGAAUCAUCAUAAUACUCAAACCCAUUAUAGGAUAGAGUUUCUUAUUCGUAGAUAUUCAGAGUGUGAACUGAGCACAUGUCAUAGAUAAGUGACAUUUGCUAUAAGCUAAUAUUUAGUUUAGACUUAAAGAGUAGUUGACAAAAACUACAACUUUGUUUUUAAGUUUUUUUUUCUUAACUAGUGGACCUUGAAUCUAGUGGACCCUAAAAGUGGAAGAAGUAAUUACAUUUCUACAUGUAUAUAUUUUUUUAAAAAAAAACUGAAAUGAAAACUUUAUGCAAGGAUGUCACGUAUAAACCGAACAAUGGUCAAAAUUUUCAUUCAAUAUAUAAAUUAUUAAAGAAUUUACGAAAAGAGUAUGGCUGACUUUUGAGAGCAGUAUAUAAGGGUAAGAGUAUGCAUCUAAUUAACUUAAAACAACAAAGACAAUUGGUCUACUUCUCAAAUUGAUCCAAAGACCAAAGAUUCCUAAAGCCACUUGAAACUAAAAAUGGCUCCACAAAAAUUCAUCAGAAAUGGCAUGACAAGUUUACCUCGGCUCGUAGAAGAGUAUCUCUCUAUGUUGAAGGAAACAUACGAAGGAACGGGAUUGCACCUAGCCACGCAACAAGGGGACGAGGUAUAUGCAAAGAAAAUAAUCGAGCUCUGCCCUUCCUUAGUAAGUUCCACCAAUUCCAAAGGUGACACUCCUCUUCAUGUUGCUGCUCGUUUGGGAUACACAAGCAUCUUUAUUUGGAUGUUAGAGUCCAUAAAAUUGCAUAACGCAUGCGAGCGAAAAACCAUAGAUGCAGAAAUGAUGAAUAAUGAUGGCUUAACACCUCUGCAUUGUGCGGCAAUGAAGGGUUCUGUUGAAAUCCUUAAGGAAUUUCUCAAUAGGGCUCCCUCUUCUUUCUACUCAGUCACAUUAGAAAAGAGAGAAACUGUGUUUCAUAUAGCUGCGAGACACAAGCAAAACGAAGCCUUCAUCUCAAUGGCAAAGAGUGACAACUUAGGCCAACUUCUCUACCAGCUUGACAUAGACGGCAACACGGUGCUUCACGUUGCCGCCUCCGUAGGCUCUAUUGCGCUGGUAAACUAUAUAAUGGAGGAGACAAACGUAAAAGUCACCACGAAGAACAAGAACGGUUUUGUAGCGGUUGACCUUCUCAACGAAGAGGAUAAAGAUUUCCUUAAGCUAUCUAACGCUCUGAUGUGCGGUCAACGCUCUUCAAGUCCUAGAGAGAUUGGAAACCAAACAAAAGCAGUGAUUCUUCAUCGUGCAGACGAUGACACGAUAAAGAAGCGCCAGAAGGAGAUUCUAAGAUUUCAAAGCAGUGAUACUCCAAACAAAAAAUUUGAGAUGCAAUUGGAGGCUUUGCAAAGCGCUAGGAAUACUCUCGCCAUUGUCGCGGUCUUGAUUGCAUCUGUUACUUUCACAUGCGGUUUAAACCCACCUGGUGGGGUCUAUCAAGAAGGAUCCUACAUUGGGAAAUCAACCGCGGGGAAAACCAUAGCUUUCAUGAUCUUCUGGAUAAGCAAUAGCAUCGCGUUGUUUACAUCAGUGAGUAUGGUCAUUCUUCUCGUCAGCAUUAUACCUUACAGGGAGGACUCGCUUUUAAAGUUCUUGGUUAUAGCUCACUGGAUGAUGUGGGUGGCUGUAGCAGCCAUGGCAAGUGCUUAUGUCUCCGCGGCAUUGGUAACUUUACCUCAUUUUGGAGAAACCAAUUGGUUAAUCUAUGCCACUGUUGCUAUUGCUAGCUUGACGCUAGGCGGUAUGUUUGUUUAUCUACGGUUUAAUCUGGCUAAAUGCAUGUUUAGGAAGGUUACGCUUCUUAAAUGCUUGUCUACUCCGCCAGUACGCAAGAAUGGAUACGUAGACAUGGCGGCCAAUAUCGAGAAAGGCUACUACUCUUAUUGCUGAAUUCGUAUUUAAUAUAUAGGAAUCAAGU
Brassica napus (rape) is the source of this 2681-nucleotide messenger RNA. RefSeq names its product ankyrin repeat-containing protein ITN1-like. Gene Ontology annotation, cellular component: plasma membrane. Gene Ontology annotation, molecular function: protein phosphatase 1 binding; protein phosphatase regulator activity. The coding region runs from base 1244 to 2653 and encodes 469 amino acids. Lineage: Eukaryota; Viridiplantae; Streptophyta; Magnoliopsida; Brassicales; Brassicaceae. The transcript has 2 exons. The record is from RefSeq and is a predicted model, not a curated record.